Messenger RNA from Nicotiana tabacum (common tobacco), 4947 nucleotides. RefSeq lists its product as uncharacterized. The record is from RefSeq and is a predicted model, not a curated record. NCBI's taxonomy places the organism in Eukaryota, Viridiplantae, Streptophyta, Magnoliopsida, Solanales, Solanaceae.
UGUUCACAAAGAACAGAAACGGGGACGCCUAUUUUCUCCUUAUAUUUGUAAUAUAUAUACAGAUAGUCACCGCUUCGCUAGGUUCAGCCAUUUUGAUAUUCAGUCUGCUGCUGCUGCUCCUCCUCCUCCUCAUUAGCCACACCGCACACGCCCAUUUUCUCUCCAAUUCACGUGCUGCACUUUAUUGGCUUGAUUGAUUGAGAUAAACCCUAGGAUUUUCAGGCACUGGUUUGGAGUUUGGGCAUUCAUUUUGACCUACACAAGGGAGCAACUUUCAUCUACCAGAGGAGGCAACCAUAAAUACAUUGGAUGCGUUGUGGGAACUGACUUUGUACUCCUGAUUUGAUAUGGGUUUUGAUAUUGAAUGCAUAGUUGACAUCCAUACCUAUCCUGGGGAGUAUUUCUGUCCUGUUUGUCGCACUCUUGUCUUCCCCAAUGAAGCCCUCCAAUCACAGUGCACUCAUCUCUACUGCAAACCUUGUCUGGCCCAUGUUGCCAAUGGGAGCCGGGCCUGUCCCUAUGAUGGAUACUUGGUGACUGAAGCAGACUCUAAACCCCUUAUUGAGUCAGACAAGACACUUGCUGAAAGCAUAGGCAAAGUUAAAGUGCGUUGUCUCUAUCACAGAAGUGGAUGCACAUGGGAAGGUCCCUUAUCUGAAUGCACUUCCCAUUGUUCUGGCUGUUCCUUUGGGAAUUCUCCAGUUAUAUGCAAUAGAUGUGGAGUCCAGAUUGUGCAUCGACAAGUGCAUGAACAUGCCCAGAGUUGUCCUGGUGUAUAUCCUGCACAACAGGCAGCUAAUGGUGCCCAAGAUAAUCCUAGCUCUGGAGCAGCCACCACUGCUGCUGGUGAUGACUCGAAUCAAACGACAACUCAUUCAGGAACUCCAGCUUCUCAAACACCAAAUCCUCAAAGCACUACUGCUUCCCUGCUUCAUGGACAAGAUCCUAAUCAGCAGACAAGUGCCAGCUCUCUGGCUCCUGCUACAGCUUCAGCUGGUGUGCCUACUUCAGAUCAGUGGUAUCAGCAACAAUAUCAACAGUAUGUUCAGCAAUAUGCUGGAUAUGAUCCUUAUCAACAGCAAACUUAUCAACAAUACUAUCCCUAUCAGCAACAACCCGUCCAACAAUAUCAGCAGCAACCUCCAAUUUACAUGCAGCCACCAGCACAACCCCAGACCCCAAUCCCAGCACAGCCUCAAUCCCAGCCCCAGCCGCAACCAUUGAAUCCUCUACCUCAACCUCAAAUUCAACCUCAAAUGCAAGCUCUACCUAAAGGGCCAACUCAACCACAGGUUCAAGCUGUGGCUCAGCAACAUCAAAACCAGGUUCAAGUCAACCCACAGCAGCAGCUUCCACCUACUGGGCAGUCUCAUACCCAAAUUCCAUCACAAAUAUUUCCGGCUUCUCAUGCUCAGCCACCUACUCAGCCUCCGCCAUAUCCUCAGCCCUAUCCGAUGCAACCUCAUUCACAACACAAUGUGCAGGUGCCACAGUAUCAGCAGCAUCCUGCCCAGGUUCACCCUCCCCAGUCUUCUCAAGCCCAACCGCAGCCGUUUGUGCAUCAACCUCAUUCACAACUUCAACCGCAGAUAAAUGUUCAACAUCAUCAACAAUCUCAUGGCCAAUUCCGCCCACCUCAGGCUGGCCAAUCUGCUCAUGGACAGACUCAGACCCUCCAUUCAACAGCCAAUGCAGUUUCAGGGUACAAUUCCUAUCCACAACCCCAGCCCAUGCAGCAAAUGCCUAUAGGGUUUACACAGCAAACUCCAAUACGUCCGCAUCUUACUAGUGGGCCUAUUCCUCCAGUUCAAACUCAUAGUCAGGUUCCUCAACAACCUCCUUUGCGCGCCAAUCAGCAAUGGGGCUUGGUACCUUCUCAAGGUCAAACUCCUGCACAGUCUCAACUUUAUCCUGCUCCACAAGCAGGACAUUUAAUUCAGCAACAUCCUGUUCAGCCUAAUCAACAACCAAUGUCUCAGCAAUACAGUCAACAGCAGGCAUUUCCUGGUCCAUUGCAGAGUCAGUCACACCAACAGGGUCAUCUUACUCACCAGCAGCCUUUGCAGUCUCAGUUUCGCCCUCAAGGUCUUCCUAGUGUGGUUCCUCAGAAUACGCACACGUAUAUCCAACCACAGCAAAAUGUUUCCUUACCACCUCCCCCACAGCUUCAACAAUCUCAAACAUAUAUAGGAAGACCUGGGAUGCAAAAUCAUGUCCAGGCAAUUUCUCAGGCCCAUGGUGGGUAUAAUACUGCACCCCAGGUCAGAUCUGUCCAGCCUGCUUCAAGCCAACCACAACUGAAUCCAAGUUAUGGGAACCACAUGAGCAAUGAGCUUGAGUCUAUGGAUCAGAAGAAACGUUCAGCCCUAGAAAGCCAUGGCGAUCAGUUACCUGACAAAACUGCCGGAAGGCCAGAAGUGGGAGUUCCUUUCCAGGAUAAUGCUCAAAAUGAUCUAAUUUCCUCUGCAGCCAAAUCAACUGAUGCAAUGGCCCCAAGAUUUGAAGCUGACUUAAACGCUGAACAACAGAAGCUUAAGAAAACUGUUGAUGAGUAUAGACAGAGGGCCAGCAGUGAUAUACAUGUUCAUAAGGGUGAUUCGGACGAGCUUAUGGGCAAAAGAACGGUUAAGGAAGAGGGGAAUGAGAAUUCUUUGGAGCCUAGAUCUGCUAACAAAUCAGCUGAUGUAACAGUUAAACCAGAGAAAGAUGCCUAUGAUGAUGCUCCAAAAGAACUGGACAACUCUUUGGCAAACCAUGCAUCAUCUGAUGCUGCUGAUGGUUCAAUUAUGAAUCUGAACGCUGGAAGAAAUUCACAUGACGUUGCCGUUGACAGAGGGGGUUUUCAGCAGUAUGGGCAUGAGAUGCCACCACCAAACUCUGGACCAUCUUCUCAACAAAGGCCUUUUGGUCCUAUGAUAAUACCACCAAUGCCACCUCCAGGUUGUGCUCCUCAUGCCCAAGUUCCCAGAUAUCCCCCCACUGCAAUGAUGCCUUCAGGGGAUGUGCCCCAGUCUUGUCAGCCAUUGAAUUCUCGUGAUCAUCAUCCACAAUUCCUGAAGCAGCCUAGUAAUGCCUCCGUUGGUGCUAUACCUGGUCCAGGUUCUACAACACCCUUUGGUAGAGGGCCUGGUCAGUUUCCUCCAGCAGGUGAUUACCGAGAGGAGAUAAAGGGAAUGGGACGAGCACCAUUAAGUGGUCCUGAAAUUCCCAGUGGAACACAACACUCAGUUAAUCCAGCAGAAUCUGAAAUGUUUCAAAAUCAAAGUAAUCAGUUCGAUGGAAAUCAACCAAACCCGUUUCCGCCAGGGUCUUUUGAAAAGGUUCCAUUUGGCCAAUCUAGAAGUAUGGAAUCAGCUAGGAAUAAAAGGUUGAAGGCGCCUAUGGGAGAGCAUUUAAGUCCUUUACCAGUGCCUCAUGAUCAAGCAUCACGGCCACUUGACAAGCCACCUCGCGGAUUAGUAUAUGAUUCAGGAUCAAAAUUGGAGGUCAGUGCUGGGGUUCCACCUAACAGAUUAUUGCCACCAUAUCAUCCUCCUGGUUCGAUGCAUUUCAAGGACAGUGGAGAAAGAGAAGCACAACUUGGUCCUCAUGAUGAUGAUAGAAGAAGGGCAGGACCUGGGUUUGGUGUGCAUCAGAUAAGUUACAUGUCUGCCCGAAAUCCUGAUGGGGAGGUCUUUAACAUUCCACCGCGCGGAUUUCGAAGUCACUCAGGUUUUGAAGAUAUUGGUGGCAGAGAGCCCUGCCAAUUUAUUGAAGGGCCUAAACCUUUAAAUUUUCCUUCCAAUGUGGCUGGUGGUUUAUUCUCUGAUGGUAGGUUCCAACCUUUGCCUGGCCACUCACAUGGACUUGAGGUUGAUGGUGUUGGGGACUUGAGAGGUACCGAGCAUACUACCUUUAUUCGUCCUUACAACCAUGUCCAUAGUGGUGAUAUGUUUGGAAAAGACGUUCCGAAUCAUUUGCAUCAUCUUGAGCCUUUGGAUCCUCAGAAAUUACCAAGUCAUUUACGUUUUGCUGAACCUGCUGGUUUUGGUACCUUUGCUGGCCGAGCUUAUAGGGGGGAGUUGUCAGGGCCUGGUGAUUUUCCUGGUUUUGGUGAACAAGUUGGAUGCAACAAACCGGGUAUACCACGGUUUGGGGAGCCUGGUUUUAGGAGCAGGUAUCCUGUCCCGGGAUUUCCAAACGAUGGACUUUAUGCGGGUGAUAUGGAUUCCUUUGAUAGACCAAGAAAGAGGAAGCCCGUGAGCAUGGGGUGGUGCCGCAUUUGCAAGGUUGAUUGUGAAACUGUUGAGGGCCUAGAUGUGCAUUCACAGACAAGAGAGCACCAGGAUAUGGCUAUGGAUAUGGUCAGGACUAUCAAGGAGCAAAACCGAAAGAAACAGAAGACUUUUAGUGAUCGUGCUGCAGUUGAAGAGAAAGGCAAGCCUAGAAAGGCCGUGUUCGAGGGCCGUGGUAGAAAAGCAUGAGUUUGGGAUGGUAAACAGGAAGUGGAAGGCAGUGGUUGAUGGUUGUAACUAAGCUCUCAAUCGGGCGUUUGCAUUGCAAUGUAGGUGCGAAUUACAGUGUCUUUCUUCCUUUUCUGGGGGGUUUUUAUCUUAGCUUUGUCAUUUCAGGUUGCUGCCCUGUUGUUGGAGAUGGUUUUGGAUUGGAAGUUUCUGUGGCAGUUAAGUUGUUUUGCCUAUGGUUUUGAAAUUUUACCUUUCCCAUAUCAGGACGAUUUAUGUCAACUUAGUCCUAGUGGAUUUGUAGCUAUGUUAAUGCACUUUCUUGCUUAUGCAAUCUAGUUUAGGGAAAUAUUUCCUGCGAAUUAAACGUUGCUAUGCAUUAGGUUCAGCUGUUCAGUACAUAUGAGAGUUUCUAUAAAAUGUAUGCUCUAGAAUUACCUUUAUCUUCUAAUGCUCCUUCAUGCUUCGGGAAAGAAAUAAUAACUAGUUGUGGUACUUCUUUGGA